UUCCCCCACACCCUUUAAUUACUUACUGGCCGCAAGCAUUUUGCGUCUCCCGGUCACCAUGGCAACCGGGUGGAAACCCGGAAAUGCGCCAAAACAUUUCCAAUUUAUCUGCCACGGUCGCGCGCAGGUCCAGCUAUUUACCUGUAAUUGAGGCUAAUGGGUUCGUAACGAGGCGGUGUGUUGCAGGUGCAUUUCCAUCAGACGGCGGCGAUCAAUUUUAACCCGGUUUUGCAACCCGCUUCCCGCAUAAACAGCUUAGGGAGCGUCUGCGCCACAAUAUAGGCACCGAUCUGCUGGUUCGUGGCGGACUUUAUUUUAUAAUGUACAUAUAUGCUGGUGGUACAUUUACUAAUUGAUUGACGAGAGGAGGGAGAGAGAGAAAAAAAUAACAUCCACAGAUCCGCGCUUGUCCAUUGGGCGGAAUCCUCCAUGCGCCUGUCAGUGAGCGGGUAGCGUUGGCUGAGACCAUAGGCGUGGUUUUGGACAGAGAUGCUCCGUCUGCUCCCGCUGGGAUCCCCACCUGCCCUCACGCCGAGUCUGUCACAGCGCCAGCUGGCGUCCUCCUCUGCUCCACGCACCACAACACAACACACUUCUGACUACUUUUUCAUCUGUGCCACACAGGAGACGCGCUCGUCGUGUUUUGUCCAGGCUGUGGUGUGAUUGCAGAUCAGAGGGGACUCCCGGUUCGAUCGCCCUCCCAUCCCCUCCCCAGAUCGGCGGCGAAGAAGGCGCGAAGCCCCGUUUGGUGGAGACAGCGAGGAGCGGACGGCGCGUCGCUUGGCCUCCAGGCAGCAGCAGCAGCGGCGGCGGCGGCGGCAGGGGGAAGGAAGCACGGCGGAGACCCUGGUUCAUGUGUAGGGCUGCUCGACGCGCAAGUCGUGCCCGCCGCGGUUCACCAGGAUGGAAAAAACACGCAGAAUACCCAGGAGAUCGCUCUGGCUCGGCUUACUUGUGGCGGCGGCUGUUGCACUUUCCGCGGAGGGCAAGAGAGCCAGGCAGCAGCGCUGUCCCAUGUCCUGCACAUGCACCAAAGAUAACGCGUUGUGCGAAAGCGCAGUGUCGAUUCCUCGCAGCUUUCCCCCCGAUGUCACAUCUCUAUCAUUUGUCAAGUCGGAAUUCACCGAGAUCGCUAAGGAGAGCUUUAUGCACACCCCCGCCCUGCAUCUCCUCCUGUUCACAGCAAACAACCUGGAAUCUAUCAACGAGGACGCCUUCCUUGGACUUCCCCAUCUCGAAUAUCUGUUUAUAGAAAACAACCAAAUCCAGUCGAUAUCGCCGUAUGCUUUCCGGGGCCUGAAAACCCUGGUGCACCUGUAAGUACUUAUGUUUCUGC
This is a messenger RNA of Fundulus heteroclitus (mummichog), 1336 nucleotides long. RefSeq names its product leucine-rich glioma-inactivated protein 1-like. Lineage: Eukaryota; Metazoa; Chordata; Actinopteri; Cyprinodontiformes; Fundulidae. The record is from RefSeq and is a predicted model, not a curated record. Bases 904 to 1320 code for a protein of 138 amino acids. Gene Ontology annotation, molecular function: protein binding. Gene Ontology annotation, biological process: myelination. The transcript is spliced from 4 exons.